GCUACUCAUGCACUGCAGCAGGCUAUAGGACCUGGCGUCGGUAACAAUCCCCUACGUCGACAUCGAACCUAUUUUGAAGAUGGGAAUGACAUGGAUCGGGACCUGCGUCCAUUGCCAUCAUCCUAUCGGAUCGAAUCUGUAGUAAAUUGGACUGGGAUGGCAAAAGAUUCCAGCAUGCCAGAUAUUGCGUCUGCCUGCACCGGGAGGACUGGUCUUGAGUCCAGACACCGUAUGCUAGCAUCUGCAGGUGUUGGAAAGACAGAUAGCGGUAAGGCAAGAGUUGCUGUUAACGAUGGUGGACUAACACGUGAAGAGGUCACUCAACUGGGCCAGGCGCGAAGACAAGAACUCUUGCAUGAAAUGGAGAGGAGGAAAAGAGGCGAAAUCAUCAUUCGUUUAGCUGACAUAAAGGUAUACUUUUGUACAUACCGUAACAGAGAGACCUAA
Molecule: messenger RNA, 447 nt
Organism: Protopolystoma xenopodis
Lineage: Eukaryota; Metazoa; Platyhelminthes; Monogenea; Polystomatidea; Polystomatidae
Source: the annotation of a GenBank genome assembly